GGGGACGGGACGGGACGCGGCCCGGCACCCGCGGGGAGAAUGGUGAAGCCGCCCCCAACCCCCGCGGCGGGCCGGGAGGCGGCGGCGGAGGAGCCGAGCCGGGCCCGGUCAGCCCUCCGGUGGGGCUGAGGGGGCUGAGCCGUGCCCCGCCGGGUGGUCGCUAACGGAAGGAUGACCACUCCCGCCCUGCUGCCGCUCUCCGGGCGGAGGCUGCCCCCCCUGAACCUGGGGGCCUCCGCCUUCCCCCACCACAGGGCUACCUUGAGACUCUCCGAAAAAUUUAUCCUGCUCCUUAUUCUUAGUGCCUUCAUCACCCUGUGCUUCGGGGCGUUCUUCUUCCUCCCCGACUCCUCGAAGCACAAGCGCUUCGACCUGGGCUUGGAGGAUGUGCUCAUUCCUCAUGUGGACACCAGCAAAGGGGGCAAAAACCUCGGCGGCUUCCUCAUCCACGGGCAGGGGCACGACGAGCACCGGCACAGAGAAGAAGAGGAACGUCUGAGAAAUAAGAUCCGAGCAGAUCAUGAAAAGGCUCUGGAAGAGGCUAAGGAGAAAUUGAAGAAAUCACGUGAUGAGAUUCAAGCUGAGAUACAGACAGAAAAGAACAAAGUAGUGCAAGAGUUGAAAAAGAAAGACAGCAAGCCACUGCCCCCUGUUCCUUUACCAAACCUGAUAGGGAUAAACAGUGGAGAACCAGCAGACCCGGAUAUCCGAGAGAAGAGGAACAAAAUUAAAGAGAUGAUGAAGCAUGCCUGGGACAAUUAUAGGCAAUAUGGAUGGGGACAUAAUGAGCUCAAACCAAUUGCCCGGAAAGGACAUUCCACCAACAUAUUUGGAAACUCACAAAUGGGUGCUACCAUAGUAGAUGCAUUGGAUACUCUUUAUAUCAUGGGGCUUCACGAUGAAUUCAGAGAAGGACAAGAAUGGAUUGACAAAAAUCUUGAUUUCAGUGUGAAUUCCGAGGUGUCUGUUUUUGAGGUCAAUAUUCGCUUCAUUGGUGGUCUUCUAGCAGCAUACUACCUUUCAGGACAAGAGGUUUUCAAGAUCAAAGCUGUGCAACUGGCAGGAAAACUUCUUCCAGCCUUCAACACACCUACGGGUAUACCAUGGGCAAUGGUGAAUCUGAAAAGUGGUGUGGGUCGAAACUGGGGCUGGGCUUCUGCGGGCAGCAGCAUCCUCGCUGAGUUUGGUACUUUGCACAUGGAAUUUGUCCACCUCAGCUAUUUGACAGGGGACCCCGUAUACUACAACAAGGUCAUGCACAUUCGGAAGUUACUUCAAAAAAUGGAUCGUCCUAAUGGACUUUAUCCAAAUUAUUUGAAUCCAAGAACAGGCCGGUGGGGUCAGCAUCACACAUCCGUGGGCGGGCUGGGAGACAGUUUUUAUGAAUAUUUAUUGAAAGCCUGGCUUAUGUCAGACAAGACGGACACGGAAGCAAGGAAAAUGUACGACGAUGCAAUUGAGGCCAUAGAAAAACAUCUCAUCAGAAAGUCCAAUGGAGGACUGACCUUCAUCGGGGAGUGGAAGAAUGGGCACCUUGAAAGAAAGAUGGGCCAUUUGACCUGUUUUGCGGGGGGAAUGUUUGCCCUUGGAGCGGAUGGUUCCAGAGAUGAUAAAGCUGGACAUUAUUUGCAGCUUGGAGCUGAAAUUGCACAUACGUGUCAUGAGUCAUAUGACAGGACAACAUUAAAGCUGGGUCCAGAAGCAUUCAAAUUUGAUGGUGGUGUAGAGGCGGUGGCAGUACGGCAGAAUGAGAAGUAUUACAUCCUAAGACCAGAGGUGAUUGAGACCUACUGGUAUAUGUGGAGAUUCACCCACGAUCCCAAGUACAGGCAGUGGGGCUGGGAGGCAACACAGGCAAUUGACAAGUAUUGCCGAGUCAGCGGUGGCUUUUCUGGUGUCAAGGAUGUCUAUUCCUCGUCUCCUACUUACGAUGACGUACAGCAGAGCUUUUUCCUUGCUGAAACUUUGAAGUAUUUGUAUCUGCUUUUCUCCAAUGAUGACCUUCUACCAUUAGACAACUGGGUUUUUAACACAGAAGCUCAUCCUCUGCCUGUUUUACAUUUAGCCAACACCACACUGUCAGGAAAUCCUGCAUAUCGAUAAAAACAGCUCUAUGAAGAGGAAAAGAGACUGUUUUCAGCUCUGAUUUGUUUACAUGGACCACUUGAGACUUUUAAGCAGGAGAGGAGACGGACACUUGAUAAAACUAGACUUCUGAGUCAAGCAAAUACUGGCGUGAGAAACAAAGCUCUUCAACAUAUAGAUAAGUUAAAACUGAAAGAAGUUCUGUUUUAUACAUGACCAAAACACAUUAGUGUGGUAUUUGCAGGACAGAGACUUCAUGCGCUUUGAACCCUAGCAAGACAUGGAAUCUACUGUUUAAUAUGAACACAGCAGCGUGAGGAAGAAGAGGCUUUCCCAUCCAGGGAGAGGACCUUGCUGCUGUUGGCUGUUGCGAAGAACAGCAGACCAGUCACCUCUUCAGAUCGGGUGGGUUCCAAAUACCUAGAUUUUAUUUUUCUUUUUUUUUGUGUUUGAUGAUGGCAUGAACAAAGCGACAAAAAAAAGCAACAUCACUGCACCAGCAGCAUCAGGAUUUGGAUUUUUUUCUGUACCUGUCUGAGUUUUCUAAGGAGCAUCUGUUUGUCCAGACUGGCAGCCAUUCUCAGGGGCCUCUAAGCCAUUAAAACUCAACUCCAAACUAUAAAAAAAUAUCGCCUCCUCAGUUCCUCUUUUCAAAAGAAUUCUGAAAGAUCUGUGCUGUACGCUUACAUCCAGAAAAAAACAUUUAGUAAGCAUUUGGUUUGUAGUUCACUGUCAGCAACGUGGGCUUAGUUCAUUUGGCAAGCUGCAGUCACAGAGCGUGGAGCAUAUCGCAGGGGUAGGAAGAAGCCUAAGUUUCCCUUCCUCACAAAUCCUGUCACGUGGAAAAAAAAUUCUCUUAUUAGUCCUGGUUCUUUUAGCUAAAUAAACAGAGAUGACAACAUGAGAAAGACAGUCUCUCAUGAUU
Molecule: messenger RNA, 3010 nt
Organism: Calidris pugnax (ruff)
Lineage: Eukaryota; Metazoa; Chordata; Aves; Charadriiformes; Scolopacidae
Gene: MAN1A2
Product: mannosidase, alpha, class 1A, member 2
Exons: 13
Coding region: 172-2103 (643 amino acids)
Biological process (GO): N-glycan processing; carbohydrate metabolic process
Cellular component (GO): extracellular exosome; Golgi membrane; endoplasmic reticulum
Molecular function (GO): mannosyl-oligosaccharide 1,2-alpha-mannosidase activity; calcium ion binding
Source: RefSeq, a predicted model, not a curated record